Messenger RNA from Dermacentor albipictus, 933 nucleotides. The record is from RefSeq and is a predicted model, not a curated record. Lineage: Eukaryota; Metazoa; Arthropoda; Arachnida; Ixodida; Ixodidae.
AUGGGACCUAUAACAUCCGUGCACCCGCUGCCGUACUGCUUCGUAUGUGUGUUCUGCGGGACGGUUCCCUCCAAGGCGAUUCAGCUUCCCUGCCUCAACAUUAUGUGCGAUGAAUGCCGAAGCGCAGCCAUCAGCGGCACGAGAGAAGCAGUCCGCGUGAAACAUGAAGCCUGCGACGAAGCCAAGGCGCGCGUCGUCUGUGCUUGUCCCUGUGACAGCGCCCCCUUGUACGAGUGCGACCUCCAACAGCACCUUUCCAGCACUAAGCACAUCGAACGGGAAAUCGUGCUUUGCGUGCAGGCAGGCUUGGGGUGCCAGUUCCGGGGGGAGCUCAAGUACCUCAAGCAUCAUUACUACUUCGACUGUCGCCAUGGCCCCAAAGCCUGCGACCGCUGCGGCAGCACCCACAUUCCAGCAUUCGACCUUCUGCGCCAUACCCUGACCUGCCCGCGACGCGCCCCGCUGUACGAGUACGACCUCCAACAGGACCUUUCCAGCAUGAAGCACAUCGAACGGGAGAUGGUGCUUUGCGUGCAGGCAGGCUUGGUGUGCCAGUUCCGGGGGGAGCUCAAGUACCUCAAGCAUCAUUACUACUUCGACUGUCGCCAUGGCCCCAAAACCUGCGACCGCUGCGGCAGCACCCACAUUCCAGCAUUCGACCUCCUGCGGCAUACCCUGACCUGCCCGCGACGCGCCCCGCUGUACGAGUACGACCUCCAACAGGACCUUUCCAGCAUGAAGCACAUCGAACGGGAGAUGGUGCUUUGCGUGCAGGCAGGCUUGGGGUGCCAGUUCCGGGGGGAGCUCAAGUACCUCAAGCAUCAUUACUACUUCGACUGUCGCCAUGGCCCCAAAACCUGCGACCGCUGCGGCAGCACCUACAUUCCAGCAUUCGACCUUCUGCGGCAUACCCUGACCUGCCCGCGACGGUAG